AACGCCUCAUUUUCCUUCUUGUUUUUUUUCAGCAUAAUUGUUGGUGCACCACGCGCUCAAUCCACACUGCCCGCCCAGCGGAAUAUCAAUGAAACUGGUGCCAUUUAUCAUUGCACUUUGUCAGCAACUUCCACCUGUAAUCCAUAUGUCAUCGAUGAUAGAGGUAAUAUCACAAUCGAGAACUUCGACUCAUAUACCUACGACAAUGAGGCGCGCGACAAUCAAUGGCUGGGUGCUGCCAUGGAUGGCGGCACCAAGGACACGGAUAAGCUGUUAAUAUGCGCACCACGUUUUCUCACGCCCACCGCAAAUGAUUACCUAAUGAAUGGCAUCUGUUACUGGGUUAAAGACACACUCAAUGACAAUCCAACAAAAGUACAAAGGAUCUCACCAUUGCGCCUUAAAUCGGAGCAAAGGAAGACUGUUAACAAUCAUCCCACUUUCUAUUAUAUGUUGGCAGAGGAAGGGCUGAGCGCGCAUGUGACCGAUAAUAAUGAAGAGUUCGUUAUUGGUGCGCCAGGCAUCAGUAAUUGGAAAGGUUCGGCGAUACAUGUACGCAAACGAUUCGAGGAGGAUCCAAUAUUGAGUAGGCGUGAUACGUCUGAAAGAAAGCGCGUGACACGACAAAUUGAAUUCUCAGGACAAUACGUACUGAAUACUGAAGAUCAGGCGAGCGACUCGUACUUUGGUUAUGCUGUGGGCUCAGGCUACUUUGACAGUAAGGAUAAGGAUCGGCUGAUGUAUGUGGCAACAGCGCCACAGGCCAAUUUGCAAUCGGGAGAGGCCUACUUAUACAAAUAUUCUGAGGAUAGCACGUUGAAGUUGACGCGCGUUUAUGUUUUUCGCGGCACGCAUUUCGGCGAAUAUUUCGGUUAUUCGCUGCUGACUGAGGAUCUUAACGGCGAUGGGCUCACCGAUGUGGUGAUUUCAGCGCCACAAUACUCAACGUCUGGUUCUUUCGAUGAUGGUGCCAUCUAUGUGUUCCUCAACAAAGGCAAUUUCAAUUUCGAGCAAAAACUGAUAGUUUCGCCAGCGCAUGGCAAUGCGCGUUUCGGUACCACGCUCAGUCGGCUGGGCGAUAUCAACCAUGAUGGCUUCAAUGAUAUUGCUGUUGGUGCGCCAUUCGCUGGCAACGGUGCCGUCUUCAUCUAUCUCGGCAGCAACGACGGCAUACGCCAGCAUUACAGCCAACGCCUGAACUCCCCUGAUGCGGUUGUCAGCAAGUAUGGCGAGCAUAUGUUUGGUCACGGACUUUCCAAAGGCGCCGAUAUCGAUAACAAUGGCUUUAAUGACUUUGCCGUCGGCGCACCAAAUGCCGAAGCGGUUUUCGUCUAUCGCGCCUAUCCCGUGGUCAAGAUACACGCCACUGUCAAAUCACAAACGCGAGAAAUCAAAACCGAUCAAAAUAGUUUUAAGAUCACAACCUGCUAUAGAAUCACCACUCCAUCCGCGAAGGUGAACGAUCAGGACUUGGCUAUACGUAUUGUUGUAGAUCCACAAGUCAAACGCGCUAAGCUGGUGCAAACACGCACGAAUGAGAUUAGUUUUAAUGCGACGGCUGGUCUGCAGGAGCAAUGCCGCUCAUUUGAUUGUGAAGUACACAGCAGCGUGGCGGAUAUUUUCAAGCCAAUCGAAUUGGAAAUGCACUAUGAUCUCAUUAAUGGAGUGCCGAAUUCGGGAGUAUUCUGUGAUAAAUGCGCGGCCGUUGAUCCGGCCGAGCCAAAGGUGUACAGUGAAAAGAUCAUCUUUAGUACGGGCUGCAGUUCCGAUAUCUGUGUGGCUGAUCUGGAAGUUAAAAGCCACAAUUUGGAUCACACAUACAUUCUCGGCAGUAGUCGUACACUGUUUAGCAUUCCAAAAACACCGCAUGUCAACUUGGAGAAGAUCAGCAAUACUACCGAAAUCAUUAAUAACUACGAGAUAAAAAGCGUCGGUCCCAGCACUGUCGGAGCAAUGGAUGUGAUCUUCUAUAUACCUGUGGCGUAUAAGGUGCCCGGCACUACGAACACCAUACAAAUUAUCGAAAUGGAUAAAAUAAAUAUGCAGGCUGUGUAUGAUGCGCAGUUGAUUGGCAUCGAUUACUAUCAAAACAAUACACAGCUCAUCAUGAAUACCAUUGAGGUAUCGACGAGUACGCACAGCACAACUACAGUUUCCAAGACGAAUAAGCAUAAACACAUUAACGCACAAUAUGAUUCCCACAGCUUCUAUGAAAUGACAGUAGAAAGCGAAAGUUCAACCCAUACCGAUGACACAACGACUUUAUCAGUUCGGCGUCGUAGACGUCGUGACGCUGCUGCCAAUACGGCGACCAGAGCACAGUAUGCGCGUAUCGUCAAGGCGCACGAACUGCUAAGUGAAGAUCUAAGAGGUAAAUUGCCAGUGAAUCGUACGAUCGUUUUCAAUUGCAAUGAUCCCGAGAUGACGAUUUGUGUGCGCUCUGUUAUGCGUGUUUAUAAUUUCAAACCCGAGAAGCCCAUCACGGUGACAAUGAAAUAUCAAGUCGAUCUGAAUGAGAUCAAUCAAAUAUUGAUUGAACCAUGGGAAUAUUUUGUUAUACUAAUCGGAGUGGAUGUGAAAAAAAUUGGUGACUCUAAUGGCAAAUCGCUGGCGAUACGCAGGAGCAUCGACUAUAAUAUUGUUUCGAAACAUCAACUCUAUGGUACGCCGAUAUGGGUGUAUAUAUUGGCCGUGAUGGGUGGGCUCUUGCUAUUGGCGCUAAUGACUUACGGGAUGUAUAAGCUUGGAUUCUUCAAGCGCGCGAAGAAGGAGGAAAUGGAUGCAUUGGUUCAUCAAGGUUCCACAAGACCGGCACGAGAUGAUGUAGAGCCAGAAGCAGAAAACCUAAAUACUGACAGAAAUUAAAAAA
Messenger RNA from Rhagoletis pomonella (apple maggot), 2869 nucleotides. RefSeq names its product integrin alpha-PS3-like. Gene Ontology annotation, cellular component: integrin complex; external side of plasma membrane. Gene Ontology annotation, molecular function: integrin binding. The record is from RefSeq and is a predicted model, not a curated record. The transcript has 11 exons. The annotation marks the transcript as partial. Lineage: Eukaryota; Metazoa; Arthropoda; Insecta; Diptera; Tephritidae. Gene Ontology annotation, biological process: cell adhesion mediated by integrin; cell-matrix adhesion; cell-cell adhesion.